GGGGAGCUAGAGCCAGUGAGAGCGUCCAGCCCACUUCUACAAAACCAUUCAACUCCUGCACAGUGAGCAGUCCCAGACCUCUUGCGAGCACACUGCUUCCCUGGGGCACAUCCAGAAGUCGACGGCUGAUCCUAUACAAACUUCCCAAGGACCUGGAGAGGGAGAAAGCCACUGACAGAUCUAUUCCGACCAGCAUCUCUUCUCACAACUUACCAGCAAGGAUUACAUUUUUCCUCACUCUAGUAGUUUAGCUCUUACUUUUUUGCUCCUCUCAAAUUUUGGUCAGAUUGAGCUCAUCCACAGGCAGACAGGACAGUCCUUGUCUUACUUUGAAAGGAACUUUUAAAGUAAGUUGUUCAUUUUGCAACCCGGUACAAACACCCUCCAGCUCUCUUCAGCAACUGACACUUUUCAUUUAAGGAUGUCCCCUGUUCUGAGCGGGAUCUUCCUGCUGCUCAUCCAGACCUGCUCCCUCAGUGCCAUGGUCACCAAAGGGAGCCUGGCAACAUCCGAACAGGCAGCCACAGACUGUCCCUCCUGUGCCCUGGCGCGGCUUCGAAAAGGAGAGGGUGAGGACGAGGGAGCCCAGCAAGACGUGGUUGAGGCGGUGAAGAGACACAUACUUAACAUGCUGCACCUGCAAGAGCGCCCCAACAUCACACACCCGGUGCCUCGAGCUGCGCUCCUCAAUGCCAUUCGCAAGGUACACGUGGGACGGGUGGCCAAGGACGGCAGUGUCCUGAUUGAGGACGAGGCCAGCAGCCGUCAGGACACCGAACAGGCAGAACAGACAGAGAUCAUUACGUUUGCUGAAGCCGGUCAAGCUCCAGGGUUUGUCAACUUUCUCAUCUCCAAGGAAGGCGGUGAAAUGUCUCUAGUGGAGCAAGCCAACGUCUGGCUCUUUCUUCGACUGCCAAAGGGCAACCGCACCCGAGCUAACGUCACCAUCCGACUGCUCCUGCAGCAAAGUACGGGGGAAAAGGUUCUGGCAGAAAAAUCCGUGGACACGCGACGCAGUGGCUGGCAUACAUUUCCCGUUUCGGCCAGCGUGCAGGCGUUGUUGCAGCAUGGGGGAAGCACGCUGAGUCUGCGUGUCUCCUGCCCAUUGUGUGCUGAUGCUCGAGCUACGCCGGUGCUCGUGACUCCAAGGGGCGGCGAGCGUGAGCAAUCCCACCGGCCAUUCCUCAUGGCCGUGGUGCGACAGAUGGACGAUCUGUCCCAAAGGAGACGUAGCAAAAGAGGCCUGGAGUGCGACGGCAAGGUACGCGUCUGCUGCAAACGCCAAUUUUAUGUAAACUUCAAAGACAUUGGCUGGAACGACUGGAUCAUUGCUCCCUCGGGGUAUCACGCCAACUACUGCGAGGGCGACUGUCCCAGCCAUGUGGCCAGCAUCACCGGAAACUCGCUGUCCUUCCACUCCACGGUCAUCAACCACUACCGCAUGCGAGGGUACAGUCCCUUCACCAACAUCAAGUCCUGUUGCGUGCCGACUCGUCUGCGGGCCAUGUCCAUGCUCUACUACAACGAGGAGCAGAAAAUCGUCAAAAAGGACAUCCAGAACAUGAUUGUAGAAGAAUGCGGCUGCUCGUAAUUCCGCUUCAGGAAGAGGAAGGGUAGGAAGGGAGAGACAAGGUUGGGUGGUAGGGGCGAAAACUGCAGCCCCAAAACGAAUGAAAAAGAAGAGAUGUAGAGAGAGGAGAGGAGAGCUCCUCU
Messenger RNA from Sinocyclocheilus anshuiensis, 1713 nucleotides. Its product is annotated as inhibin beta A chain-like. Bases 422 to 1591 code for a protein of 389 amino acids. Gene Ontology annotation, molecular function: cytokine activity; growth factor activity. The record is from RefSeq and is a predicted model, not a curated record. The transcript has 2 exons. Gene Ontology annotation, cellular component: extracellular region. Lineage: Eukaryota; Metazoa; Chordata; Actinopteri; Cypriniformes; Cyprinidae.